CAUGCUUACAACAAUGUGAAGACUGACUUGGAAGAAUAUAAUUCUACCACUGAAUUGGCUUUGGUGCUUUGAUAAGAUACACAAGGGUCCCACCUGCCAAACCUCUUUCCUGUCAUGCCAUGGAUUACUCAGAAAACAGCAAGAAACAUCAGCGUUUUUGAGGAGUGGCUGGGACUCACCACACCGUCCCAGAAGAAACAGGUUAUCAAGUGGACAAAUAUCAUGAGGAAUUUCAGUGGAGACCACGUAGAAGAGUUUGUUUUGGUGGGCUUCGCUGCCUCUCCGCCCCUUCAGCUGCUCCUCUUUACCCUCUUCCUUGCAAUGUACUUGUUGACAUUGCUGGAGAAUGCACUCAUUGUUUCUACCAUCUGGCUCACUGCAAGCCUUCAUCGCCCAAUGUACUUUUUCCUUGGCCACCUCUCUUUUUUGGAGCUAUGGUAUAUCAAUGUCACGGUUCCCCGACUCUUAGGAGCAUUUCUUUCCCAGAACCGUAGAGUCUCCUAUGUAGGUUGCAUGACCCAACUUUAUUUCUUCAUUGCCUUAGCCUGUACUGAAUGUGUCCUGUUAGCAGUCAUGGCCUAUGACCGCUACUUGGCCAUCUGUGAACCUCUCCGUUAUCCUAGUCUCAUGCCUUCCAGCAUGGCCACUCGCCUUGCUGCUUCCUCUUGGGGCAGUGGCUUUUUCAGCUCCAUGAUGAAGCUUCUUUUCAUUUCCAGACUGUAUUACUGUGGACCCAACAUCAUCAACCACUUUUUCUGUGAUAUCUCUCCACUACUUAAUCUCACCUGUUCUGACAAGGAACAAGCAGAACUAGUAGACUUCCUCUUGGCCCUGGUGAUGAUUCUACUCCCCCUAUUGGUUGUGGUUUCAUCAUAUGUGGCCAUAAUUGCAGCCAUCCUAAGGAUUCCUACUGCCCAAGGACGCCACAAAGCCUUCUCCACUUGUGCCUCUCAUCUGGUAGUAGUUGUUAUCUACUACUCCUCCACUCUCUUUACCUAUGCACGACCCCGGGCCAUGUACACCUUCAACCACAACAAGAUUAUCUCUGUCCUCUAUACUGUCAUUGUACCAUUCUUCAAUCCAGCCAUCUACUGCCUAAGAAACAAGGAGGUAAAGGAUGCCUUCAGGAAGACUGUGCUUGGAAAAUGCCACUAUCCCAGGGAUGUCCCAGACUGAUGUACAAUACAGCCUGGCAGGAAAGAUGAAACAUCAUCUUAAGAGUGACAUAUCAAAGAAUUAAUAACAUAGGCUUAAUGGAAACAAAAUAUCAGCUAGUACAUAGUUUCUCUAAAUAGUUUCUGGGAACCUCCCGAUACAAACAAAAAUUUACUAAUCAUUGAUCUUAUACAGGGGUUUCCAAACUAAGGUCAAGCUAUAAGAAUCUCCUGGGCAUUUGUUGAAAUGCCUAUUCCCAGGAAAAUCUGCAGAGAAUCUGAUAGAGUAUGCCUAGUUUACAACCCUGCCAUGAAUAAUUUUCAACUUCUUAAGAACACUUCUUUCACAGCCAGUUUGAGAUUCUCUACUCUAGACCAAGCUUAUUAUUUUACAAGUAAGACAAUAAAAGAAAAGGGACUUGCUGGUGCAUUUGUCAAAAUAAAGUGAUGUAGGCUUUGUUCAUACCUUAAAGUAUCUUAAUUCUCAAAUUCUAAUUCUAUGAGAAUCUCAAAAGUGCAAUUAUAUCCCAAAGAACUAAAACUCAUAUCGCCGAACCCAUACUCCUUACCUCUACAAGUCUUAUACCUACUGCAAAUCAAAGCACAGGGAAAAUGCAGCACUGGUAUUCAGCCAUGUGUUCAUCAUUUAAUAUGGCUAAAUAGUCAUCUGCAUCUCCCUUAUUUGACUCCAAGAGGGAUACACAGCUCAUUGACCUAAUGUGUGUUGAUUAGAUAAUAGAUCAAAUGCAUUAGAACACUUUUACGUAGAUUGGCCUCAGAAUCUUCUCUAGCACUAUGUCAACUUUUGUUUUAACUACUUGCUGCCUGAAUCAUACCAGCUGCCAAAUAUUUUCAAUUUUGCACCUGGGGCAAAUGACCACAUGAACAGAAAUGCUUUAAUAAGAGACAAGAUUGAGGGAAUGAGAAGUGGGAUGCAGCUAUCUCUGCAGUGAGUGGGAUGCCUCAAAUUCAAAGCCUGAAUUAUAGGCAGACAUUUUUCUAAGUUCUUUUUAUAUAGGAAACUUGCUUGAACUGCUUAAGGAGAUUUCACAUCCUGAUUCCAAGCUAAUUUCUGCACAUUAGAACUGAAUUCAAUGUUCCUUUAG
Messenger RNA from Phacochoerus africanus (Common warthog), 2260 nucleotides. Its product is annotated as olfactory receptor 6P1. NCBI's taxonomy places the organism in Eukaryota, Metazoa, Chordata, Mammalia, Artiodactyla, Suidae. The record is from RefSeq and is a predicted model, not a curated record. Gene Ontology annotation, cellular component: membrane. The transcript is spliced from 3 exons. The coding region runs from base 115 to 1176 and encodes 353 amino acids. Gene Ontology annotation, biological process: G protein-coupled receptor signaling pathway. Gene Ontology annotation, molecular function: olfactory receptor activity; G protein-coupled receptor activity.